This is a messenger RNA of Anisakis simplex (herring worm), 2268 nucleotides long. NCBI's taxonomy places the organism in Eukaryota, Metazoa, Nematoda, Chromadorea, Rhabditida, Anisakidae. The record is from the annotation of a GenBank genome assembly.
AUGACCAGCUUUGAUAAUCCUGGGUUGUUUUAUCAGGAAAGGCAUUUUGCGAACGAUGACGUUCCGGAUGAGGGUCGUGAGAUUAUUGCAGAAUACAAAAAUACCACUGAACAGUUCCGCCGUUUCAUUCGAGAAUAUACUACUGGUGGUUUUGGAAUGAUAUACAGAGAACAACUGAAGAAGAAUUAUAAUCUUGGAGAAUAUCGAUUGGAAAUUUCCUUGAAUGAUUUGAAAAAUUUCGAUGAAGAAGCUGCUAUUAAACUCAGGAAGUAUCCGUCACGGUUCAUGCCUGCGUUAGAAGAAGCAGCAAAGAUAGUGGCUGAUGAGAUUACUCAGCCGAGACCAGAGGAUGAAGAAGAAGUCCACGACAUUCAAGUAACGUUGACUCUUGACGAAUAUCCGAGUAGCAUUCGAAGACUCAAGAGUGAGCAAGUGUCACAAAUUGUCAAAAUCUCAGGUAUCGUAGUGGCAGCAUCUCAGGUACGUGCCAAAGCCACUCGAGUCUCACUUCAAUGUCGUACGUGUCGUCAUGCUAUUAACAAUAUCGAAUUGAAACCGGGCCUUGAGGGAUUCUCACUGCCUAGAAAAUGUGCUGCUAAUCAAUCCACACAACUGCAACGAUGUCCAUUAGAUCCAUAUUUCAUCAUACCUGAUAAGUGUCGUUGUGUCGAUUAUCAAAUGCUGAAAUUACAAGAGAAUCCCGAAGAUGUGCCUCAUGGUGAAAUGCCGCGUCAUAUGCAACUCUACUGUGAUCGGUAUUUAACCGAUCGAGUUGCACCAGGUAAUCGUAUCACUCUUAUUGGCGUGUUUUCAAUCAAAACAGCACAAAAACAGAAAGUCACAGAUAAAUCGCUGCUAGGCAUCCGUGCGCCGUAUAUUCGUGUUUUGGGUAUUCAAGUAGGGAUGAGUGGACCGGGUCAUGCCGAUCAGCUCUCGUUUACACCUGAAGAAGAACGGAAAUUCAGAGAAUUAUCGAAGAAGCCUGAUGCCUAUCAAAUAAUCGCAAACAGUAUAGCACCUUCUAUAUAUGGAUCUGAAGAUAUUAAGAAAGCAAUCGCUUGUCUUUUAUUUAGUGGUUCACGAAAGAGAUUGCCGGAUGGUUUAACUCGUCGUGGUGAUAUCAAUGUACUUCUCCUUGGAGAUCCGGGAACGGCAAAAAGUCAGCUGUUGAAGUUCGUUGAAAAGGUUGCUCCAAUUGGCGUGUAUACGUCAGGUAAAGGUAGUAGUGCAGCUGGUCUAACAGCUUCGGUUAUUCGUGACCCACAAUCAAGAUCGUUUAUAAUGGAAGGAGGUGCAAUGGUGUUAGCUGAUGGUGGGAUUGUUUGUAUUGAUGAGUUUGAUAAAAUGCGUGAGGAUGAUCGUGUCGCUAUUCAUGAGGCCAUGGAACAACAAACUAUCAGUAUUGCUAAGGCGGGUAUCACAACCACGUUGAAUUCUCGUUGUGCCGUUUUGGCAGCAGCAAAUUCAGUGUAUGGUCGAUGGGAUGAGCAAAAGGGGAACGACAAUAUCGACUUUAUGCCAACAAUUUUGUCGCGUUUCGAUAUGAUCUUUAUUGUGAAAGAUACACAUGAUGUGAAUAGAGACACGACAUUAGCAAAACAUGUGAUCUCAGUGCAUGUGAACGCAUCAGCGAAUCGUGAACAUGAAGAGGAAGUAGCCGAGGGCGAGCUUUCACUUGAGUUCUUGAAGAAAUACAUUUCGUAUUGUCGUGUCACGUGUGCACCACGUCUAUCAGAGAAGGGAGGUGAAAAGCUCAUACACAGUUACGUUCGUCUUCGAAACCCACCUGUUGACGUCGAGCAGAAACGUUCUGAUGUGAACGGUAUUGGUUGCGCAGUUCAGGGUAAUAGAAUUGCAGAAACGCGUUCACGAUCAGCCAUACCGAUAACGAUUCGUCAGCUCGAGGCAAUCGUGCGUAUGAGUGAAGCUUUGGCUAAAAUGGAGUUACAACCAUUCGCCACUGAGAAACAUGUCGACGAGGCACUUCGACUCUUCCGCGUUUCGACAAUCGAAGCUGCAGCAACUGGAAAUCUUACGGGUAUCGAAGGCUUCACGAGUCCUGAAGAUCAAGAAGCGUUCAAUCGCAUUGAAGCGCAACUAAAGAAACGUUUUGCGCUGGGUACUCAUGUAUCCGAAUAUUUGAUCGUGCAAGAUUUCGUGGGACAAAAUUAUCCAGAGAAUUUGGUUAAAAAGGUAAUCCAAAUGUGUGUUCGUCGUGGUGAGUUGCAAUAUCGUAUGCAGAGGAAGAUGCUAUAUCGUGUCCAUUAG